Messenger RNA from Corythoichthys intestinalis (scribbled pipefish), 1385 nucleotides. RefSeq names its product red-sensitive opsin. Gene Ontology annotation, molecular function: G protein-coupled photoreceptor activity. The transcript has 6 exons. The record is from RefSeq and is a predicted model, not a curated record. Bases 68 to 1138 code for a protein of 356 amino acids. Gene Ontology annotation, biological process: phototransduction; visual perception; G protein-coupled receptor signaling pathway. Gene Ontology annotation, cellular component: plasma membrane; photoreceptor outer segment. Lineage: Eukaryota; Metazoa; Chordata; Actinopteri; Syngnathiformes; Syngnathidae.
CAGAAGUAUAAAAGCUGAAGUUAAGUGUAAGUUGCGAGAAGGGGCAGUUGAUCCUUGUGCAACAAUAAUGGCAGACGCCUGGGAUAAACCACACUUUGCAGCCAGGCGGUAUCAAGAGACUACAAGAGGGUCUGCAUUUGCUUAUACAAACAGCAACAAUACCAGAGAUCCUUUUGAAGGUCCUAAUUACCAUAUCGCCCCUCGAUGGGUUUACAAUGUUUCAACAUGUUGGAUGUUAUUUGUGGUCGUUGCAUCAGUAUUCACAAAUGGACUCGUCUUGGUGGCGACAGCAAAAUUUAAGAAACUGCGUCACCCUCUCAAUUGGAUUCUGGUCAAUCUUGCCAUUGCUGAUCUUGGAGAAACAGUUUUUGCCAGCACUAUCAGCGUUUGCAACCAGUUUUUUGGCUAUUUUAUUCUGGGACACCCAAUGUGCAUAUUUGAGGGUUUCACUGUCUCGACUUGUGGUAUCACCGCUCUUUGGUCCCUGACUAUUAUAUCUUGGGAGAGAUGGAUAGUUGUAUGCAAACCAUUUGGAAAUGUUAAAUUUGAUGGCAAAUGGGCUACAGGUGGAAUUGUGUUUUCCUGGGUCUGGUCAGCCGUAUGGUGUGCGCCCCCAAUCUUUGGAUGGAGUAGGUACUGGCCUCACGGAUUAAAAACAUCCUGCGGCCCUGAUGUAUUCAGUGGAAGUGAAGACCCUGGUGUUCAGUCCUAUAUGGUUGUUCUUAUGAUUACUUGUUGCUUGAUUCCACUGGCCAUCAUUAUAUUGUGCUACUUUGCAGUGUGGUGGGCCAUCCGAACUGUUGCCAUGCAGCAGAAGGAAUCUGAGUCCACACAGAAAGCAGAGAGAGAAGUAUCCAGGAUGGUGGUCGUCAUGAUCCUUGCAUACAUUUUUUGCUGGGGACCAUACACAUUUUUUGCCUGCUUUGCCGCAGCAAAUCCCGGAUAUGCUUUCCAUCCUCUUGCUGCAGCAAUGCCGGCAUAUUUCGCCAAAAGUGCAACUAUCUACAACCCAAUCAUCUACGUUUUUAUGAAUCGACAGUUCCGGACAUGCAUCAUGCAGCUCUUUGGCAAACAAGUAGAUGAUGGCUCAGAAGUAUCUACGUCAAAGACAGAAGUCUCCUCUGUGGCUCCUGCAUAAAGUCCUCUCUGAGUGAAGAUUUGGGAAUCAACAUAAUUUGUACACUGAUGUUUAAUAUUUAUUUUUGCUUACAAAUGAUGUCUAGUAAAUAUAGUUUUCUGGCAAAUGAAAAAUAAAAUAAAAACAUGCAGCAAAUCCAUCUAUUAUUUUCUUUUUAUCACAGGAAGUUGUAGUGAUCAAAUGCUGAGCCACUCAGCUUUCAUAUUGAGAUUUUAUUUUAUUUGUUUAUUUUUUUUGCUAUAUUGUU